Messenger RNA from Paramecium pentaurelia, 1075 nucleotides. NCBI's taxonomy places the organism in Eukaryota, Ciliophora, Oligohymenophorea, Peniculida, Parameciidae. The record is from the annotation of a GenBank genome assembly.
UAUGUAAUUAUAUCUGCCUCGAUUUUUCAUGAGUCAAAUCUUCAGCAGAUUUGUAAAACCUGUACCUCCAAAGAAUGUUAAUUAAAAGAAGAGAGCACUAUAAUUAGCUAUCAAAGAAAAAUAAUAAUAACUUGAAUAAAGUGGAUUAUUAGAUGAAAAUCUUAAAUAGGAAAGAUUCACUCAUACUACAAAUUACAAUUUUGAAACUUAUCUAAAAUACACCAAGUUAGUAAAGGCAGAGAGAGAGAAAGAAAUCUAAGUGAUCUAGCCAAAAUAAAAACGUGUUGCAAUUUAUGAUCGUCCAAAGUAAAAUGAGUGCUAAUUUAAAUAGAUUUGAUUUAUCAUUGACUGAUUAUUAUGUUUGGACAUCAUUUCAUGAUCCAUAUUAUAAACCAGAUGAAUAUUCAGAAAUUGUGGUGUGCAAAAUAUAUUUAUCACCAAAAGGACUUAUUCAUGCCUUUGGUAUGGGAAUGGAUCCAUGGAGAAACAAAUUAGCUACGAAAGAAUUUGAUUUUGAAGAUUCAAAUUUGGAUAAGUUUUGCUUGUAUUGAUUCCUAAAUUAAUAUUUCAAGGUAUGAUGCAAAAUAAACCACAAAGUAUUGGGGACCCAACAGAUCAGAAUAAUUUUAUAAUAAAUAGUAGUAUUUGAAACCCAUCUACAGAAAGAAGAGAUGGCCUACAUUUGAAGAAUUUUGGAGUCAAGAAGAGAAAGCCCCAUUUAGAGUAAAUUGUACUAGAUAUGGAGACUUUAGAAAAUUUAAAGAAUGGAUUUAAUAAGAAGUAAUAAUCUUAUCAAAUAAUAUAUAAGAUUGAGAGAUGCUCAAAAUUACCUUCAUUUGAAGAGAGAGUCUUGAAAAAGUAUGGAUAACCUGAAUUCUAUUCUGAUUAUUCUAAGAAUUAUUAAUGUAAAACAGAACCAGCAGUUUAUAAAUAUACUAGAGAGUAUUUUUUGGAAAAAGGAUAGAAAUUAGAUUAAUCUAAUGUGUAUGAAAACUUUGUGUAUUAUAUAGUUUAAACAUACCUUUGUAACCACCAGAACAUUUAGGUGAAGAAUAUCGUGUACCAAAUAAAUGAU